Coregonus sp. 'balchen' is the source of this 9863-nucleotide messenger RNA. NCBI's taxonomy places the organism in Eukaryota, Metazoa, Chordata, Actinopteri, Salmoniformes, Salmonidae. The record is from the annotation of a GenBank genome assembly.
AGCUCAGGGGGCCCAGGGCAGAACUCGGGCAAACCUUCAGACAAGGCGUUUGAGGACUGGCUGAGUGACGAUGUGAACUCUUAUCAGAGGUGAGACCAUCGUAAACAUUACUCACUCCUCUCUGAGGCAGCUGUACAGCUUUUCUCUUAUAGUACACAUAAAGCACAUGGUCUAAAUCCAAAGUAAGAUGCCACAGAGAACAUUUUUGUUUUGUUUAAAGAAGAUCACUUUAAUCUGUUUUUCUCUCAUGUAAUGUAUUCUUAACCAUAAUUAUCAAACUUAACAACUUCAAGGACUUUAUCUGUGAAUGCUCACCCAAAUUGUAGCACAGGGUCUUAAUACAAAAGUAAGAUGCCACAGAAUACAAAAUUUAAACUUUUGCAUAAAGCUACAUUUCAACCAUAUUGUAAUUUUUUUAUUUCCUGCUGGGUCCACCCAUGUGUGUAUUCAUGAUUGUAAGUUGCUUUCCAUAAAAGCAUUGGCUAAAUGGCAUAUAUUAUAUGUUUUUGGUCACUGAAUGGGGACUUGUCAUUUAUGAAAACUUCCCAUUUCCCCUGUAGUGGUGGCGGUUAUAGUGGGAAUCAGGAGAACCGCUAUGUUGGCUUUGGGAAUACGCCGACUCCAGAGAAGAAGGAGGAUGAUGUCCUGAACAACGCUCUAUCUUCCAUUUAUUCGGUACGGCAGUAAUAUGGCACAGCAUUUGGAAAUAUGCAUAGCCCUGAAGUAAAGGGGUCCAUAUAUACAGUGGGGAAAAAAAGUAUUUAGUCAGCCACCAAUUGUGCAAGUUCUCCCACUUAAAAAGAUGAGAGAGGCCUGUAAUUUUCAUCAUAGGUACACGUCAACUAUGACAGACAAAUCGAGGGAAAAAAAUCCAGAAAAUCACAUUGUAGGAUUUUUUAUGAAUACAUUUGCAAAUUAUGGUGGAAAAUAAGUAUUUGGUCACCUACAAACAAGCAAGAUUUCUGGCUCUCACAGACCUGUAACUUCUUCUUUAAGAGGCUCCUCUGUCCUCCACUCGUUACCUGUAUUAAUGGCACCUGUUUGAACUUGUUAUCAGUAUAAAAGACACCUGUCCACAACCUCAAACAGUCACACUCCAAACUCCACUAUGGCCAAGACCAAAGAGCUGUCAAAGGACACCAGAAACAAAAUUGUAGACCAGCACCAGGCUGGGAAGACUGAAUCUGCAAUAGGUAAGCAGCUUGGUUUGAAGAAAUCAACUGUGGAAGCAAUUAUUAGGAAAUGGAAGACAUACAAGACCACUGAUAAUCUCCCUCGAUCUGGGGCUCCACGCAAGAUCUCACCCCGUGGGGUCAAAAUGAUCACAAGAACGGUGAGCAAAAAUCCCAGAACCACACGGGGGGACCUAGUGAAUGACCUGCAGAGAGCUGGGACCAAAGUAACAAAGCCUACCAUCAGUAACACACUACGCCGCCAGGGACUCAAAUCCUGCAGUGCCAGACGUGUCCCCCUGCUUAAGCCAGUACAUGUCCAGGCCCGUCUGAAGUUUGCUAGAGUGCAUUUGGAUGAUCCAGAAGAGGAUUGGGAGAAUGUCAUAUGGUCAGAUGAAACCAAAAUAGAACUUUUUGGUAAAAACUCAACUCGUCGUGUUUGGAGGACAAAGAAUGCUGAGUUCCAUCCAAAGAACACCAUACCUACUGUGAAGCAUGGGGGUGGAAACAUCAUGCUUUGGGGCUGUUUUUCUGCAAAGGGACCAGGACGACUGAUCCGUGUAAAGGAAAGAAUGAAUGGGGCCAUGUAUCGUGAGAUUUUGAGUGAAAACCUCCUUCCAUCAGCAAGGGCAUUGAAGGUGAAACGUGGCUGGGUCUUUCAGCAUGACAAUGAUCCCAAACACACCGCCCGGGCAACGAAGGAGUGGCUUCGUAAGAAGCAUUUCAAGGUCCUGGAGUGGCCUAGCCAGUCUCCAGAUCUCAACCCCAUAGAAAAUCUUUGGAGGGAGUUGAAAGUCCGUGUUGCCCAGCGACAGCCCCAAAACAUCACUGCUCUAGAGGAGAUCUGCAUGGAGGAAUGGGCCAAAAUACCAGCAACAGUGUGUGAAAACCUUGUGAAGACUUACAGAAAACGUUUGACCUGUGUCAUUGCCAACAAAGGGUAUAUAACAAAGUAUUGAGAAACUUUUGUUAUUGACCAAAUACUUAUUUUCCACCAUAAUUUGCAAAUAAAUUCAUUAAAAAUCCUACAAUGUGAUUUUCUGGAUUUUCUUUUCUCAAUUUGUCUGUCAUAGUUGACGUGUACCUAUGAUGAAAAUUACAGGCCUCUCGCAUCUUUUUAAGUGGGAGAACUUGCACAAUUGGUGGCUGACUAAAUACUUUUUUCCCCCACUGUAUGGUGCUUUUAAGACAACUGGGAACAAACAAGGUCAACUCAUGGCGUCACUGAUCUUCAUUGUUUGAACGCACUGAAGUCUUAGAUUUCCGAGUUACCAGUCUUGAACGCUGCAAUAGUACCAUUUGGGACACAUGAUGACUCGUGUGACAUGUUUUGUUUUAUAGGGCUGGAGCAAUUUCACCAUCGGCGCUAGCAAAAUUGCUGCAGUCGCCAAGGAUAAUGUAAGUAUCUCCAAGGAAAGUUGUUAUCCUGUCAAAUAACUUAAUUUUACUGUUUAUUAAUUGCGUUUUCCCAUCUUUUCACUGAAACAGACCGCAAAACUUGCAACUUCAGCAACCCUAAAGGUAUGAAUUCCUUUUGUUAAACAGUUAUUAGUAACUGAUUAGUCUUACCUUUAGUUACUACCAGGGUUUUUUCUGCAUAGAAAAGUAUUGGCCGGUUGGCCCAGUAUUUUUUUUUUUUUACUGAAAUGUCUCUCAGACCCAUGGUAAAAUGUGUAAAAUUGCAGGAAAUUUUAUUUCAACCAGCAAAACUUUGUCUCUAUGGCCAAGAGGAGGGCCUCAAGUUUUCAGUCGGCGACCAUGCCAUUGACCGCACCCAUUGCCCCUGCCACGCCUAACACCUAAGCCCCUUUUUAUCCCGAAAAAAACCCUGACUACUAAGAUAUCGUUAUGAAUUAUUAUUUUUUAGAAUAAUUUUGCAAUUUACUGUACAUGUGCUCUAAAAACUUGUAUUUAAAUGAGACUGUUUAUAUGGAUUUGUAGAUACAAACAAACUAUUUUAACCUUACAAGUCUAAGAUGCCAUUUAACAAAGUUGAUAAAGACGUGAUUAUGUGAAUCCCCUUUUGUUGAAUAAGGAAACCAUUCAUAUGCUCAUUCUCUCUCAUGGCUCAAGUAAUAACUAACAUGAUGCUCUGCUAUAGAGAGACAGAGUUCUAGCCCCCCUCUCUAAGGAAAUACCAAGCUAGGGUAAUUGAUUUGAGUGAUAAGACAUUUUCAUUGAUCAUAAUUCAACCAUAGCGAGAUAUUGGUUGAGGCUCAAUCUCCUAAUUCCAUGUGAUGUACCCACAGAAAAAUAUUUAUGUUCUAUAACUUCAUUCUUUCUAUGGAUGCACUACUGAAUGUUAUUCCCUCUGCAGUAGAAACGGCAGUGCAAAUGUUUAGCCUUUAGAGCUCAUGGAACAUAGAUUUUUUUCCCCCCACACACAUUUCCCUUGUAUUUUUGCUCAUAAAUUAACUGGACAGAAAUAACUGACCUUAUUCUGUGAAUUGACUGUAGUUUGAACUGUUUGACGCUUCUUUAACCUCGCUUUCUCUGAACAUAGUUAAGGGGCUAUAAGCCACCCCCAGAGCCGGUAAAACCAAUAACAAAUGCAUGCUCUUUGUCCAUAUGAUACCUGCAUAUCUCAUGUACUUAUUGUUUUUAUGAAUGCAUUCAUUCUCACACACCCAGAGCUUGUUGGCUGGUCAAUAUUGUAUGCACAAAUGUUUAAACCUGCUCCUGUGAAAUGGUUGAUGCAGUUAGCCCAACCUGUACUGUUACUGUAAGCUUUUGCUUGGCUGUAGACAAAUAACAUUCUCCUGUCUCUCUUUUUUUAAGUUGAUGGAUAAUCUUAAUGUUAAAGGUUGUAGUGUUAAAUUAUUUAUUAAUAUGAAGUUCUUGGUCACUUUAAAUUUAGUAGCUCAUAAUACCAAAUGGUUUAGAACCUGUUCUAGGAGUGUGAACAUUCCUGUCAUUUACAAAGAAAGAAAUCUUGGCACAAUAAUAAACAAAUCAAAUUUUAUUUGUCACAUGUGCCGAAUACAAGGGGUGUAGACGUUACCGUGAAAUUCUUACACGAGGAAUAAAGUAGACAAUAAUUAAGCUAUACACAAGGAGUACCAGAUCAAUGUGCAGGGGUACGAGGUAGAUAUGUACAUUAAGGCAGGGUAAAGUGACCGUUACUUUUGUACUCACCGACCAUAGGGUUAUCCAUCCAUGUAUGACAGUUCCAUUGCUCACUACCCUUUGCUGGUCAGCUGUCCGUCCGCUGUGCUGACUGUGCUCGUUUAAUGUCCUAAUGAAUGGAAUGACAGUUCCCCCGCCUGCCUCAGCUGCCUGCUACUCAGAAACUGUGUCUUUCGUUGCCGUGAAUGUCGAACUGUUCGUUUGAUUCACACAUUUUCUCCCUCUCACUCCCAACUAGGCCACAGAGUUAGGACAGACAUUAAAUGAGAAUGUUAUCAAACCUACCCACGAAAAGGUAACAUUGUUUGAAGUUAAUGUUAAUUUGGUGGUGGGUCCCUUUAGGCUAAUAUGCUUAAUAGAACCAGCUUUAAAUUUGAAUGUGCAUUGUGUCCUUUGGAAUGUGUCUGCUGUGGUGACUGUCUAGAUAGUGUGCACUGUGCAUGUGUAAUAGCUAAUUGCUUGAUGUAGAAAGAUUCCACAUAGCUGCUAAAAAUGGGUGUUGACUGAGACUAACUGAAAUCACCUGCUGUCUCCUUAUAAAUAGGCUAAUCACCACAUUCUUAAUGUCCUCUCAGUACAAAAUCUAAGCCUAACCACUUUGCUCACAGUAAAAUCUGCAAUCGCUCUCAAUAAGAAAUACUGCCUGAGCUAGCCUAGGUGGGUGAUGUCUUUAUUUGCACGCCCACCUCUUGAUGCUGUAAGUUGUCUCCAUUCUUCCAUUAACGUUGAUUUGGCUUGUCCAGGUAAAAGAUGGCAAGUUGCUAGAUGAAAUGUCCGUCAGCAUUGCUGGGCUGGCAUCCAAGGUAGGAGAAGGCAGACCUCUGCCACACUGCAAACCGACAACCAGUCUCCUGAGCAAGGGUCAUGGGAAGCUAUGCAUUCAUUAGAAAUGACUUAUCCUGAAAAGGAGACUGGUUUGGGUGUGUUGAUGUACAUUUUGAAGAUAAUGAUGCAAUUUGAUCUCCCAUUUCUCUUGCUGCCAUUGUUAUUCUGGUGGUGAGUACUAUGUAGAUGUAACUGUACUUGUAUUAUAUUAACUUGUUCAAGCUUCACUUGAGUCAAGUAAAGGACAAUGUGAUGAACUAUUGUGAUGAAUACAGAGGUCAAUGAUUAGGUGAAAAGGUUAUAUUUUGACUGGAAUCUGACACAAACAUGUUUGUAAACCCUUGAUUUCAUUAGUUAACUUUUUAUCAACAUAAUUUCAUGUCUAGAUGUUUUUUGGAGUUUGACACGUGCCCGCUUCUCAGGUCCAGGGCGCUGGUGCAAAAGGCUGGAAAGACAUGAGCGACUUCUUUGCUGGAAAGCCAGAGGACGGGUAAUAUCAAAUACUUUGGCUUGGAGAUAUGACAUACCGUAUAUGUCCUUAGUUAGGUGGGUGGCUUUAUUUGAUUAACCCUCUUCCACAGGUCAGAAGGAGAGAGCUACCAGAACAUGGACGCCACUGAGGGUUACCAGGGCAACUCCUCAGGCCCAGAACCAGGCCAGGCCCCUGCGCAGGACUUCUGGGAGACCUUUGGAAGCACCAGCUCCUCCAAGCCCAAGAAGUCUCCAAGCAGCGACAGUUGGACCAACGUCGACAAUUCUGCCACAGAGAAGAAGAGCUCCGACAGCUGGGACAACUGGGGCUCGGAGGCGGCAACCAACAACAAACACAGCACUGGAGACAGCUGGGAGGCCUGGGACAACAACUGGGACAACGCCGGCAGCGGCAAAGAGGCCAAGUGCAAGAAGAGCCCCGCUGCCGCCCCUGACAAACCUGCUGAGGAAACCUGGGACAAUGCAGACUGGUAGAGGCCUCUCACUCCCACUCUCCUCCCCGGCUCUAUUUCUCCCUUACUCCCUUUUUCUCUUUCUCCACCUUCUCUCUUUCCUUCCUUUUCACAGGCACUUUUACAGUUGCACAGUUCUGUCUCUAACCUGGGCUGCGCUCAAUGCCAGUUCUGUAUGUUAUGUUAUUCCUCAAUAAGAAUCAAUUAAAAGUAAAUUGAGUUAAAUGCAUACUGAAUAUACCUGAAUAUUCACAAACUUUAAAGCAGUCUGUAGUGUAUUUUAAUUUGGCUGGAUUUGUGUAAAUAAAGUUAUUUUCUUUAAUUGCAGGAGUUCAAAAAUCAAAAUGUGAGCAGGGGUAUAAUCAUCUUAUGUAAUAUUUAAAGUUGUUUCCAUAUUAGAAGGCAAGGUGCCAUCUUGGUUUUAUGACUCUAUAGCAGGGCUAUUCAACUAUAUUCUUACGGGGGCCAGAUAAAAAAAAAAAAAAAGGUUAGUUGCAGGACAUUUUCCACGUGAUUAUUCUAAGGAGACACACACCAAUAAAUACAUUUUUGUCAAAUUAAAUGUUGCUAAAAGUAAUUAAGAAAGAAGUGGAGGUGCAACGUGAGUCGAGGUGCAACCGACAUUUUGUUAUCAUCAUUGAAAAAUAAAAGGAGCAACGUUCGCUCACCGUUAUUUUUAUUUAUUUAAACCACUAUUAAAAGCUUCUUAAAAGUAAUUAGGUCAUUAGAAAAUCAUCUGAAAACUAAGCAUCUCAAUAAACACAAAGAUAUGUCAAAUCAGGUAAUGCCAAGGAAGUAUUCUUUGAAUUCAUUUCCCUCAGUCAUUAGGUGCAUUUUUUUUGUCACACUCCCUUCUAACGAGUCCUUGUGAGCGUCAGCAAUGGAAACCGAAGACAUGGACGUGUUCGUAGCUUUCAGGAAUGGGGUCAUAAUAUUUUGUAGCUUAAACCGUUCAAACGCUAAAGACAAAUUUAUAUGAAGAAAAAAAAUUACCAACAUGCCACAUAGGUGCUAAAAACAGCCAAAACUACACUUGCUUGUCAUUUUGGCAAUGAAUGUCGAAUUUUGGCUUUUUUUUUUUUUCAGAUAUUUUAUUAAUGUUCAGAAUUGAUCAAAGGGCAAGUCUAAAUUAAUAAAUGGGCCGGAUCUGGCCACGGGCCGCCAGUUUAAAUAGCCCUGCUCUAUAUUCAGGCGUUCAAUUUAAUCAUCCUCAACUAAAGAUGGCAGCAGUCACCUACUGAACCAGAGUGUCUAGAGUGAGAGGAGCCCAGUCUGUCUAUGGUUAUCCCACGAGAAACCGGGAUUUCCACUUUGUUUACACAUGAUACAUAAUGACGUUGACAAGGAACUGGACUCCAGUUUAGUGUGUUAUCAUGUAAAGCCAGCAUCCCUGGAUUGCACCCCAACAGUGCUGUCUGUGUUGACAAAAAUUGACGGUCAAAACGUUCUGUUGUGUCGAUUUAUUACUGCAACUAACCUUGGUAGGAUGAUGCUUAACAUUGUGCAAUGGCAUUACAUGUAUAAAUGUAGUUGCUGGAUUCAUCUGAUGCAAGUACAUUAUUUGAACAAUUUAUUUUUUAUUUUAUACAUCCUCAGUCCUCUUUUCAUUGAAACCUGAAGAGAAGACUCUUAUGAGUCAGUACAAUUUGGUUAUUUUGAUGAACAGGUGACGAGAAGUACACUUUGGUUUAUGUACAACCUGGUCUAAAAAGAGGUUGAUAGUAUAAAAGUACUAUUCCGCCACCCAAUCAGUGGUUGUCGAUCGUAUUAACCUCAUCCACUUACUGUAAUAUGAGUGAUCAUGUGUUCAUUUAAUGUACAGUAUGUGUUUUAAUCUGUAAAAUGAUUGUGUGUGUUGAGAACUAGACACAUUCGUUUUUGGGGUAAGGAUGACUUAUGCUUCAUUGCAUAUAUGUAAUACUGCCAAACCUGUGGGACCACCACAGCAACCUUCUGUGACCUCCGUAAACUUCAGUUGACCCUUAGUGGGAUGUAGUCUAUGUUGUGUCUGUUGUCCUUUUAACACUAAAAAUCAACCCUUUCUCAGUGAGAUGAGAUUUUCAGUCUUGGUCUUAAGUGUUGCAUCCAAGUUUUUAUGAGUUGAUAAAUGUGCAUAAUUGACGAGAUCAACAUAAUGUUGAGUCAAACAACAGUCAAAGAACACAUCUCAGGCCAGUUAUGUAAUAAUCUUUACAGGAAAGUUUGAUACAAAAUUCAGAUCUGUACAGUGAAUUUCUGACAAACAUUCACUUCUCGAGUGAUGUUGAAUACUGCUGAUUUGAAAUAAAGCUAUUCGCUGGACUUCUAAAAUGAGCCACAUGUUUUACAUGGAAGUGCAGAAUAAGGUGGUCCCAGAGAUUCACUCUAACUUCAGCCAUGUAGGCUUGGCUAGGCCUAAUCCCGGCCUUGUUCGAGUCAUGCAUGUUUUUUGAGUGACUUUUCCAUGGUCAUUUAACAGAUUAAUUUAAAUUGUUUGCAGUCUCCCAUUGUAAGGAGGUGGAACCCUCAAUUUCACCCUGUAUGUAUGUGAGAGACUGAGGCAUUGCCUAGAUAAUUAUUCUACUCCUGAGAAAGAUGAUGAGGCUACUAUUUCUUAGUUACACCAGAUUGUUGGCAUUUCCUUCCCCUGGCUGUUUUUCUGGUGGAACCACAGUUUAUGGGCUGAUAUGGCGUGGCAUGCAUUGUCUUGUGUGAAUGAAAAGUGCUUCUGCUAAAAGGGCAACAAAGACCAUCUGUUAAGAUUUGCAUGUUUUCUACACAAAAUUAAUGACCGGAGAUGUAAACUAGGAUAACUGUGAUAACUGUGCAAUGUUUGUGUAGUAGUGCAUCUUCUGCAAUAGUGCUGUAUCUCCCCUGCCCUCUAUUUUAAUGUUACCAGCCUUAAAGAGCUGUCCUCAGUCUAUCUAUUGAUAAACCGUUGUCAGUUUGGUUUUAAGAGUGUGUGUGUUUGGGUGUAUGUGUGAGUGUGUUCUCCCUUAUUAGCUGGACAGCAUGUAUGAUAAAAUAUAAAAGUAAAACGAGGUGCUGCUGUUUAGUUUGCCUCCACAUGUCUGAUGCUUUAUAAUGAUUUUUCUUGUACUGUAUUAUGUUUUAUGACGACUUAACAUUUUCAGUUAAGACUAAUCAGUCUGGUGGAACCAGCCUGAAGAUGAACGUAGUGAUUAUGCUAGUUCCACCAGGCAAAAUCACAUAUUCUUAGUCCCAAAAUGUUUUUUUUAUUAGUCAAUGAAUUCCAGUGCUUUAAUCUAAAGGAUGUUAAAUGUUAGAGAUCCUGUUUAUAGAUCUACAAAUCUCACUGUAGAUCAUUUGGUAUGUGUGAAAAAUAGGCCUAACAGAACUUUUCACAAAAGUACAAUAUGUGCUUUUUGUCUAUUCAUGUUUUGACUGUCACAUUGGAGAUUGUGGGUGGCAAUCUUUUGUAGAUAUCAUUGUUCAGUCAACAAAUUACUAUUUUUCGAUAUUGUACAUGAAAUGAUUAAUGCAUCCUAAUGUAACUAUGGUUUGGAGAUAAAUAAAUAGUUGAUUUUUAAUUUUAUUUUUAAACAUCAUUGUAUUUCUAAGUGCAUUGGGCGUUGGUGAGUUGUUUUCUUCUUUGAGUUCCACUAACUUAUCGUUCCAAAAUGGUGAUUGAUUGAAGGGAAUUUCCUCCAGUGCUCUUAACUCUAAAGUAAACCAUAAGAUUACGGUAGGCUUGACCCUUAUAGUACUGUACUCUAUAAAUAUGUAACAGUUCCGGUUGUGGGUGUAUUUCUCUGCACCACCUGUUGUCUGUAUGCUAAAUAAAAACGUAUACAUG